UUGGCUCCACGCUGAACGGCUCAGAGUAUAUACACAGCUCGCGGCGGGACGAGCCCCACACUGCUGCUGGUGCUCGAAGAGACGAGUUGAGUCAGAGCCGCUCGGCGCUCCUCAUUCACGGACACUUGAGAAAAACACUCUUUGUGAACUGUUACAGGUCCGCACUGAACAAUCGACCGUCGCCGGCUGAAAGACAUGGAAACUACUUUCUAUGACGACUCACUCAACGCUUUCUCCCAGCACGACAACGCCGGGUACGGAUACAGCAACCCCAAAGCCCUGAAACACAACAUGACCCUGAACCUCUCCGACCCGACGGGCACUCUGAAGCCUCACCUCCGCGCCAAGGCCAGCGACAUCCUCACCUCGCCCGACGUGGGCUUGCUGAAGUUGGGCUCGCCGGAGCUGGAGCGGCUCAUCAUCCAGUCCGGCAACGGACUGAUCACCACGACGCCGACCCCGACGCAGUUCCUGUGCCCCAAGAACGUCACCGACGAGCAGGAGGGCUUCGCGGAGGGCUUCGUCCGGGCGCUGGCCGAGCUCCACCACCAGCACAUGCCCGCCCCGGCCAACGUGAGUGUGACCUCGGCUCCUCAGACCAGCGUCAACACCGCGCUGCCGCCCGUCUCCUCUGCUGCCGGCACCGCUGUCUACAGCAACGGCGCCAUGCGCUCCGACUCGCCGGUGUACGAGGACUUGAACACCUUUAACCCGGCCAUCAGCACAGUCUCGGCGCCGAAUUACACCACCUCAGCCCCGACCAUGUCCUUCUCCGCCGCCGCGCCGCAGCUCCCCAUCUACGGCCCGCCCUCCUCCGCUCAGCUGCCCCGGCUCACGGCGCUCAAAGAGGAGCCCCAGACCGUGCCCGAGAUGCCGGGCGAGACCCCUCCGCUCUCCCCGAUUGACAUGGAGAGCCAGGAGCGCAUCAAGGCGGAGCGAAAGAGGAUGAGGAACCGCAUCGCCGCCUCCAAAUGCCGGAAAAGGAAGCUGGAGCGCAUCUCGAGGCUGGAGGACAAGGUGAAGACGCUCAAGUCCCAGAACUCGGAGCUCGCGUCCACCGCCAACCUGUUGCGCGAACAGGUGGCCCAGCUGAAGCAGAAGGUGAUGAACCACGUCAACAGCGGGUGCCAGCUCAUGUUAACGCAGCAGCUCCAGACAUUCUGAGGCGGCGCCGGGAGCGGCGGAGAGCGGAAAGACUGUAGUUGAACGACACGGACGCUUCGUGUCAUAGCGAGGCUCUGUCUCCCGAAAACGUGACUGGAUUUGGGAAGAUGUGGCGCGACACUGGCGGGAUCGCAGCCGAACUCAAGCUCCCGAGUGACCGGUGCGCCCGGUGGCGCGUCCCGGAGCCGGUCUCGGGACAGUGACCGUAGCCGUGAACCAGAGGGGGCACGGCACCGAGCAGGAUACCUUUCUGUUUCUGUUUCAUGCUGAGUUUUUACACAACUGGACAGGACUGAACAUUUCUUGAUUUACAUUCAGCUCUGCAUGGACCUACUCAUGACCAUCUAAGGAGACAUUCAGUAUUAAAAGGAAUUACAAGCCUGCAAUAGAAACUUUUUCUUGUUGUAGCCAUAUUGGUCUCAAACUUGGGUGUGUUGGCCAACACCAAACAGCUGAAAAGUUGUUAAAAAUCCGCCUGAUUUCUGAGUUACAGUACAAUGUACUUCUUUCUUAAUUGUAAGAAAUCAAGUUAGAAAAGCUUCAAGAUUUACUUGUUUUUUUCUAAAGUUGUUUGAUGGGGUUUCACUCAUUGUUAUGUGUAUAUAAGAUCAACCAGGAGUACUUAUGUUUACUAUUUGUAAUAAUACUGUAUAAUUUUUUAUGUUUUGCUUUCUGAGCACUUCAGAAUCUAAUCAAUAUUUAAGGAAAUAAACCCGAUACAAUGAA
This is a messenger RNA of Betta splendens (Siamese fighting fish), 1890 nucleotides long. RefSeq names its product Jun proto-oncogene, AP-1 transcription factor subunit (gene jun). Bases 196 to 1164 code for a protein of 322 amino acids. Gene Ontology annotation, molecular function: DNA-binding transcription factor activity, RNA polymerase II-specific; RNA polymerase II cis-regulatory region sequence-specific DNA binding; transcription factor binding. The transcript has 2 exons. The record is from RefSeq and is a predicted model, not a curated record. Gene Ontology annotation, cellular component: transcription regulator complex. Gene Ontology annotation, biological process: regulation of transcription by RNA polymerase II; regulation of cell cycle; regulation of cell population proliferation. NCBI's taxonomy places the organism in Eukaryota, Metazoa, Chordata, Actinopteri, Anabantiformes, Osphronemidae.